Drosophila subobscura is the source of this 416-nucleotide messenger RNA. It is a transcript of the gene Grx1t, whose product is annotated as glutaredoxin-C4. Gene Ontology annotation, molecular function: glutathione disulfide oxidoreductase activity. The record is from RefSeq and is a predicted model, not a curated record. Bases 36 to 386 code for a protein of 116 amino acids. Lineage: Eukaryota; Metazoa; Arthropoda; Insecta; Diptera; Drosophilidae. The transcript has a single exon. Gene Ontology annotation, biological process: cellular response to oxidative stress. Gene Ontology annotation, cellular component: cytoplasm.
CGACUGUGUGUACAGAUAGCCAGACAGUUAGCUAAAUGGGUUCAGUAGUCAGUCAACUGCAGACACCUGCUCUGUACAUGAACAUGAACAGUCCGCAGGCGCAGUUUGUGCGCGAGACGAUCAGCGCUCACAAGGUGGUGAUCUUCAGCAAGAGCUUCUGCCCCUACUGCAGCAUGGCCAAGGAGCAAUUCCGCAAACUCAAUGUGAAUGCGACGGUCAUCGAGCUGGAUCAGCGUGCCGAUGGCAAUGAGAUCCAGGAAGUGCUCGGCGAGAUGACGGGUGCACGCACUGUGCCGCGCUGCUUCAUCGAUGGCAAGUUCGUGGGAGGCGGCACCGAUGUGAAACGCCUCUACGAUCAGGGCAUACUACAGAAGUACUUCCAGUGAUCUACUGCGAUCCAGUGUUUCAAACAAUUG